Molecule: messenger RNA, 2805 nt
Organism: Harpia harpyja (harpy eagle)
Lineage: Eukaryota; Metazoa; Chordata; Aves; Accipitriformes; Accipitridae
Gene: ETNK2
Product: ethanolamine kinase 2
Exons: 8
Coding region: 331-1530 (399 amino acids)
Biological process (GO): phosphatidylethanolamine biosynthetic process
Cellular component (GO): cytoplasm
Molecular function (GO): ethanolamine kinase activity
Source: RefSeq, a predicted model, not a curated record
CUGCUCCGGCUCCCCGAACCCAAAGGGGAUAAGGAAAUCGCUCUCGUGGGGAGCAGCGGGACCCCGGCACACUCGGCCUCGGUGCCGAGCAGGAGCCGCGUGGGGCUGAGCAUCCUGCCUGCGUGGGGGACAAUGGGGCAGGGGUUUCCCGAGGAGCGAUGGAGACCCAAACCCCUCGGUGCACCGGAGGCGACUGAAAUCGCUGCGGGAUCGGGAGAGGAGCCCGGCGCGGGCGGCAGUGGCAGCCCCUGCAUGUGCACGGGCAGGCGGCCAAGCCGGGGCGACGGGAGAACAAAACUCUCUUUCCAUCUGUGAGAAGCCAUCAGAGCAAUGACACGAGACGUCCCCAGCAGAGACGUCCCUGCCUAUCAGCGACCCGGCCCCGUGGGGAGGGUCGGGAGGAGGAGACGGGGUGGUGGUGGUUGCUCCGUGUUGUUUGCCGGGUGUUUGUGGGUUGUUUUAUUUUUUUUUUCAUUUUGUGCCAAAAGAUUUACGCUGAUUGUUUGGGAGCGAUUCCCGGGGCCACUCGGAUGCCAAGCGUGCUGGCGGCACAUCUGGCCUGAGCUAUUCCUGAGCUUCCAGCUCUUCACCGAUGGCAUCACCAACAAGCUCGUGGCCUGCUACACAGACGAGGGCAUGGCGGACGCGGUGCUGGUCCGUGUCUACGGCAGGAAGACGGAGCUCUUCGUGGACCGGGAGACGGAGCUGAGGAACUUUCAGGUGCUGCGUGCCCACGGCUGUGCCCCCGACCUCUACUGCGCCUUCCAGAACGGGCUCUGCUACCAGUUCCUGCCGGGCAUCGCGCUGGGGCCCGACCACGUGCGGGACCCCCACAUCUUCAGGCUGGUGGCCCAGGAGAUGGCCCGGGUACACGCCAUCCACGCCAACGGGAGCUUCCCCAAGCCCAUCCUCUGGCAGAAGCUGCACAAAUACCUCACCCUCGUGAAGACGGAUCUCAGCCCAAAGGUAUCCAACCCCAGCCUCCAGCAGGAUGUGCCCAGCCUGGAGAUGCUUGAACACGAGCUGGCCUGGAUGAAGGAAACGCUUUCCCAGCUGGGGUCCCCCGUCGUGCUUUGCCACAACGACCUGCUCUGCAAGAACAUCAUCUACGACGGGACACAAGAGCACGUUCGCUUCAUAGACUACGAGUACACCGGCUACAACUACCAGGCUUUCGACAUUGGAAACCACUUUAAUGAGUUUGCGGGCGUGAAGGAGGUGGAUUACCGCCUCUAUCCCAGCAAGGAGACCCAGCUGCAGUGGCUGCGCUCCUACCUGCAGGCAUACAAGCAGCUCACCCAGGGGAACCAAGGAGGCAUGGGGGUGGCCGUGUCCGAGGAGGAGCUGGAGGCUCUCUACGUGCAAGUGAACAAAUUUUCUUUGGCAUCCCAUUUCCUCUGGGCAUGCUGGGGCCUAAUCCAGGAUAAAUACUCUACCAUAGACUUUAACUUCUUAAGAUAUGCAAAGCUAAGGUUUAAACAGUACUUCAAGAUGAAGCCAGUGGUCACAGCCCUGCAGAUCUCUAAAUAGCAUCUCCAGCCUGUGAGACUCCGAGCUAUUUUGUCCUUGCUGCGUCCACAGCCCUCGCAUCCCCCUCGCCCCUUCCCCACCCCAGCCGGGGGCGAGGGCAGGUCCUGAUGGUGGGAAGGGGGAGGAGAGGAGCUCUGACCCAGCCACCGAUUAAAGGAGACCCUGGACAUACCUGAGACUGGACCGUGAGAUGCUAGAGAGGACCAGGGCCUCGGAGAGGCCCCUGCCUACCCAAGGAAGCCUUACCAUCGCCUUAACGCCGAGCCCCGGCUCGGACCCGGUGCCCAGCAGGUCCGUGCUUUGCUGGCACUACUGCUGCUUGGCCUGGCACCCGGUUUGCUCCCUCUGUGCUGUCCCCGAGGGGGGAAACAGGUUCCCCCCAUCUGCUCAGGACCCCCCAGAGCUGCCCAGUUGCUUUAGCCGCCCAACGCACACGCUGUGACCAUUGCCUUCACUGCUCCUUCUGUCCCCUCUUGCCCUGCCUGUUUGGUGCCACUUGGGCUCUCACCCCCAAACCAGCACCUUCUCUGGGUCCAUAUUGAUCCUGGGCUUGGGGCUGUCUCUGAGCAUGGGACCUUUUUUCCACGUGUGGUGGGUGCUGCUGCGCUCCGGCUCGGAUAGUGCAAAGGAGCAAGGGGCAGCAACAGCCACGAGCCACAUGGGCUUGGGACCAGGAGGCUUUUGCUGGCAGGCGCUGGGUGCCUGCAACCCCUGGGCUGUGCUCAGCCCGCAGCUGGCUCUGCUUUUCCCCAUGGCCAUGGUCUCCCAGAUUCCCAUUUGCUCCCUGCUCCCAUCGUGGCUUCCCUCGUAGCAUCCUGUGCUGCCGGAGCAAGGAGCUUCCAGCUCUGCCUUCCCCAUCACCCCCAGGGCCGGGGGGGUUGGUCAUGCCCCUUACGUGGGCACCAUCCCUGUGCUCCUCUCUUGGCUCUGUCCUUGCCUGGCACUCCCCGGCAGGAGGUUGAACGGAGCCGACCUGCUCCAUAAGCCGCACACAGCUUCAUCCCCUGUCACCACUCAGCUGCUCCCCCACCACAGGCUCUGCGAGGGUGAUCCUGGCCUGCUGAGCACUGUCCAGCUCAUGACAGUGGUUGUGCAUCAGCUGGGAGGUGGAAUCAGACCCCUCUGCUCCUACCUUGGCUGCUCAGCAAAGUGGUGUGGGGACAAGGUGGCUGUCCCCUCCGCAAGGGCACAGGAACCUGCCCCAGCAAGAACUGGGACUGUUGUUGCGUCUGGUGUUUGUUUUGGUGCAAAAUAAAAGCUGCUGGUAGCUGGAAA